Phalacrocorax carbo (great cormorant) is the source of this 7446-nucleotide messenger RNA. The record is from RefSeq and is a predicted model, not a curated record. NCBI's taxonomy places the organism in Eukaryota, Metazoa, Chordata, Aves, Suliformes, Phalacrocoracidae.
CUGCCCCUAAACCACGACAUGCACUUAUAUAAUGGCAUUGAAAAUAACAUUCCAGAUCUAGAAACAAAUCAGUUUAAAAUCCAAGAUUGAUGGGAAAUAUCUCUUAUUUUUUCCCUUUCUCUUAUUUGGGGGAAGGCGAGGGAAAAAGAAGAGAGUAAAAUCAGAACCAAAUGUGGUUGGGACCAUCAGAUUGCUAGUGCUGCUCAUAUGUUGGUGUCGCAGCCCCUCUUUACUCUCAUGGCAGAUCUGACUAAUGGGCUUUUCCUCAGAGUGAAGCUUAGUUCCCCCACCCUCCACCCCCCACACAGAGCUUUAGUGCAAUGUUUUUGUGGCAAUUAUGUAAAUUAUAUGUCACACCACUGCAUAUUUUCCACAUUGUUUGAUUUGACCUUUAAAACUAAUAUGAGAAUUAUCAUUUUUACAGCUAAUUUGUGUUUCAUGGUAUGAGACAGCAGGACAAGGACUGAUGGGGGGAACAUCAGAACAUACAAGACGUUGCAGGAUAGUACUGGAAGCCCAUAAGAUGAAGUGUCGGGGUGUAUGGGACGCAGGGACCUCAGGGUUAUCAUGACUGCAAUCAGUGGCACUUCCCUGGUCUUCUGCCUGUUCUUGUUUACCAGCAUGUGAAUGUACUGCAAGCAGCAGACUUCCUCUGAGUGACUGGCCGUCCUGGUGAGCUGUUGAGGUCCAUGCUUUUCAUCACCUUCCUCUCAACCUUCAACAACUUGGAGAGAUUGGAAUCUGGUAAAAGACUCCAGGCAAAGACAUUCCACAAAAUUAUCACCUGCCUCUUCCUCUCUGAUUCCAGUCUCAGACACUGGCCUCAUGUUCAUGUUUGGCCUCUACAAUGUCAAAAAAGUAUCCUCUACCAAAAGAGAAGGAAAAGGCAAGAUGAGGAACUAAUACCGUGUGAACUCUCCCCAAAGACUAUGUGGCCAGCUGCUAUCAAAAGUGAUGGAUUCAGCACUGAUCUGCUUGGGGAGAGCAAACACACAGCGGAUCUCAACACGCAUAUCAGUGUAGAACAGAAGACUAGCUUGUCCCUGGACUUGUAUGGCACCUUCAGGUCAGUGAAAUCUCGAGACUGGACAACAGCCAGUGGUUGUAAAAGAGUCACAUUUGCUUGUAUUUAAAGCUGACAAGUAGUGAUAUUUCAGCAUGUUAUGAAAGUCUCUGAUACAUCAGACAAGUAAAGGUUCUUGAUUUUGCCAAAGCCCACUUCUCUGGCAGCGUAAAAAGCCUCGAAGCAGGUGGAAAUAGGUGCAGAGAGGAUGCUGCGAGUUCGCUGUUUAAUAUCAAAUUAUUAAAGGCAUUUCAGAAUUGCCAGUCUGUUUAGUAUUUCAAGGUAAUGAAUUUUUAUCCAAAAUUAGGACAAAAUAAAAUUUUGAAAAGUCAGGCUAUCCAACAAAAUGGAAAUUCUGCAGCUGUUUUCAAGUUCCUGACUGUGCUUUUGACCUCGAAGGACCUGAUUCAGUGCCCACCAAAACAAACAGGAAUCUUUCUCUCAGACUGAAUUACUUUGGACUCAACCUUAAGUCCAAAGAAUUUUCAAACUGAUUAUAGAGACCAAAAGGUGUUUUUUUUCUUUCUUUAAAAAUUUUAAAUAUUUCUGGUGCUAUCUUCUUUGAAAACCCAACUGACAGGAGGAAAUGUGUGCUGAACAUCUGUAUUUAAUUCAAGAUGAGAAAGUGAGAGGGCUGCUAGUUUCUACACUGAAUCCUGACUAUGCCAGAGGAUUAAUUUGGUAGAAUCAGCUGUGAAUCAUUGCUUGGCUCCAAUGCCAAAUUACUGGAUCUCUACAAACAUUGUGAUGUUAAAUGUUCAGGAACUAUGUCAUUCGGUGAGGCACGAGGCGGUAGCAACGCAUUCUCCUGGAGAAGCUGGCUGCUCACGUCUUGGACAAGUGUACCCUGCGCUGGAUUAAAAACUGGCUGGACGGCCAAGCCCGGAGAGUGGUGGUGAAUGGAGUCAAAUCCAGUUGGCAGUCAGUCACAAGUGGUGGUCCCCAGGCCACAGUGGUGGGGCCAGUCCUGUUCAAUAUCUUCAUUGAUGAUCUGGAUGAGGGGAUCCAGUGCACCCUCAGGAUCGAACAGAUGUCCUGUGACAUCCAGUAUGUGUUGGGGUAUUGAAUAUGUAGUGGAAAUGGAGCACAGGAUUAACACUGGUCACAUGUCAAUAUUCAGUUAUACUUCUCAAGUGGUUCACUGCUGGUUCUGAACACUCGAGCAUGCUCUUUGUGCCACCAGAAGUACUUCAGGAUGAGAGGCCACAUCACCUCCUCUUUUACAUCUGCAUGAACUUCUUUGUCUAUUCAAGGUGCUGAGUAUGUUGAGAAGCGUACCUGGCAGAGGUGCUAGCUGAGACAUUGGAAGCUGUUAAGGGGAAGAACGCUACUCUGAUGUUUGAUUUGCUGUGGCAAUCAAGGAAAUAAUUCCCAAAUGAAGAAUGCUUCUUGGUGGAAGGGGAUUGCCGGGUGGUGAGAGCAUGCUCUACACUAUCUUGUUCCGUGUAUCACGUUACCUUACUUGAAAGGGAUCUUUUAGUUCCUGCUGAGCAGUGUUUACACAGAGUCAAGGCCCUUUCUGCUCCUCACCCCACCUCACCAGCGAGCGGGCUGGGGAUGCACAAGGAGCCAAGAGGGGACACAGCCAGGACAGCUGACCCAAGGGAUGUUCCAUACUGUAAGACGUCAUGCUCAGCAUAUAAAGUUGGGGGAAGAAGAAGGAAGGAGGGACAUUUGGAGUGAUGGCAUUUGUCUUCCCAAGUAAACCAUUACAUGUGAUGGAGCCCUGCUUUCCUGGAGAUGGCUGAACACCUGCCUGCUGAUGGGAAGUAGGGAAUUAAUUCCUUGUUUUGCUUUGCUUGUGUGCACAGCUUUAGCUUUACUUAUUAAACUCUCUUUAUCUCGACCCACAAGUUUUCUCACUUUUCCUCUUCUGAUUCUCUGCCCCAUCCCACUGGGAGGGAGUGAGCUGUGUGAUGCUUAGGUGCUGGCUGGGGUUAAACCACAACACUUGUCCUCACCUCAGUCUUUUCCAUGCAAAUAUGAACUCCUAGCCACUUAUCAUGACCGAAAAUUUAACUCAUCGCUACAUAUUCACAAUUAAUCUGUAACUGAGUUAUCCUUACAGAUGCCUAAAUGAAGCCUAAAAGGCUGAUUCAUAAAGAAAUGAGGCCUAGGAAAAACAACAAAGAGAGAAAACUUUGGAAAUCUGAGUUCUGGUGGUGAAUCUGGUAUAAUUGUGAAGCAAAACAUUUUGGUGUUUUACUGUUUCUGUGUCAUUUUAGUCAGCUAAGGGGACAUUUUCUUGACCAAAACUACUACUUUCUUAUUAAUUGGAAUAUCUAAUUAAAAGGCUUCUUUUCCAGGAUAUAAAAAUCAAACCUCUUUAGAGAUGGACUGCUUUUUCAGUUGUGCUACUCUAUAGUGUGUCAUGGAGAUUUUCUACAGAUCUUAAUGGAAGUCUCUGCAGACCACUGGGUGGUAUGAAAUGAAGUAAAAUGCAGAAGAUGAUGUACAGACAUUUCUUUUAAACACAUUUCAGUUCAUGUGUCUCUCAGGUAGGGAUCAAAAGUUUUCCAGCACAUUUGGAAAUCACUUUAAAGGAGAAAAUGUAUUUUAGCAUUUCAAUAUAUAUUGAAGACAUGGUUUUAAAACCAAUGCAAUAAAAAUGCAGUUUUCACAGUGGCUCACUUAACAUUUAAUCUUCUGAAUGCCACAUACUCAAGUUGUAGGCUGCUUUUUCUGUAUAUCACUUACAUUUCAUUGCCAAGAUGACAGAGUAAUUUUUUUCUAAUUAAAACACUCCAAGUAUUUUUAUUCUCCCAGCCUUUCAUCCUUACUGUUUUCCAAAAUGGAUAUUGUAAUACAGCUCUCCACACUAAUUUUAAUUAUUUUGGGAGGAAAGUUUUCUGUCAAAUGCUGCCAGAGAUGUUUAUACUUUUAUGUUUUGCCUCUAAAAUCUGAAACAUGAGAAUUUGCUUCAGCAAAGACAAUAUAUGUGAGUAUUUCCACAAUCAAUAAGCUCUUGUCUUAAAAGCAAGAAUGUAUGUUAGUCCUGCUUAGUAGUUUCACAAGUGAUUAGAGCCUGACUUGUUUUAAAACUAAAUGAAUCAGCUUUAUAAAAGUCUGUUUCUCAUUAUUUAGAACAGUAUGCCACUUAUCCCAUUACUGGCCAAACACAGUUUAAAGGGACAGUUCACUCAGUAAACACCAGCGCAUGUAUCUGUAGGAUAGGGCCAAAUAUAUUGUUUCUAGCUCUAGAUAAAAUUUCAUUUUAAUAUUAAAAUCCUUUCCAUUUUCUUGCAGGGUUAGUGUUGUGUCUGUCAUGCUGCCUAUAUAAGAAGAGAUUUAAAAAAAAAAAAAGUUUUGUUCUACUCAGCAAAAUUCUACUUUUUUCAGCCAAUAUACUCUUAGCAAGGAAGACCUGAGGCACCCUUAAGAACUGAGAAUCUGACUAAUUUAAACAGAUGGCUAAUCCCAGUGCUGUCUGCAAUGGACAUCUACACCAUCAUCAUCAGAAACAGAAUAACGUCUUAAAAAGUGGAAUCUAUAAGAAAAAUGGAAUUACUAAAGGAAUGAAGCAGAAUGGCAUAUCAAAUGGAACUGUCUACAAAAAAACAUUUAUUGAGCAAUUUGAACAGGCACCAAUGUAUGUCGCUGUUCUUACAUUCCUGGGUUUUGGAGUGGGAACAAUAUUUGGCUACCUGCGAGAUUUUAUGAGAGCCUGGGGACUAGAAAAACGUAACAUUGCUGAAGAAAGAGAACAACAAAAAGAUUUUGUGCCACUUUAUCAAGAUUUUGAGAAUUUUUACACCAGGAACCUCUACAUGAGAAUACGGGAUAACUGGAAUCGUCCAAUUUGCAGUGUCCCAGGGCCACAGUUUGACCUCAUGGAACGCGUUACAGAUGAUUACAACUGGACGUUUAGGUUUACAGGAAGGACUAUCAAGAAUGUAAUCAAUAUGGGUUCUUAUAACUACCUCGGCUUUGCAGAAACAGAUGUUAAUGCUUUGAAAACUGUGACCAGAGAGCUACAAAAAUAUGGGACAGGAAUCUGCAGUACCAGACAAGAAAUGGGCACCCUAGACAAACAUGUAGAACUAGAGAAACUUGUGGCCACCUUCCUUGGUGUGGAAGAUGCUAUGGUGUUUGGCAUGGGCUUUGCAACUAACUCGAUGAAUAUUCCAGCCCUUGUUGGGAAGGGCUGCCUCAUUUUAAGUGACGAGUUGAACCACACUUCUCUUGUUCUUGGUGCAAGGCUUUCAGGUGCUACUAUUAGAAUCUUCAAGCAUAAUAAUAUGCAGAGCCUUGAGAAGUUGCUGAGGGAUGCAGUAGUAUAUGGGCAGCCUCGAAGUUGCAGAGCAUGGAGAAAAAUUAUCAUCCUCGUGGAGGGCAUUUACAGCAUGGAAGGGUCCAUCGUGCGCCUGCCAGAGAUAGUCUCCUUGAAGAAGAAAUACAAAGCCUACCUCUACUUGGACGAAGCUCACAGCAUUGGUGCAGUGGGUGCAACGGGCCGAGGAGUUGUGGAAUACUUUGGUAUGAGUCCUGAUGAUGUUGAUGUAUUAAUGGGAACAUUCACAAAGAGCUUUGGCGCAGCUGGAGGAUACAUAGCUGGCAAAAAGGACCUUGUGGACUUUUUACGAACUCAUUCUCACAGUGCCGUGUAUGCCACAUCUAUGUGUCCACCUGUAGCAGAGCAAAUCAUCAGGGCAAUGAAAUGUCUCAUGGGACUAGAUGGGACAACACAAGGGCUCCAAAGAGUGUGCCAGCUGGGGAAAAACACAAGAUACUUCAGAAGAAGACUGCAUGAAAUGGGCUUCAUCAUUUAUGGCAAUGAUGAUUCUCCUGUUGUCCCCUUACUCCUUUAUAUGCCUGGUAAGAUAGGGGCUUUUGCAAGACGCAUGUUAGAAAAAAAUAUCGGGGUGGUUGUGGUUGGGUUUCCAGCUACUCCCAUCACAGAAUCCAGGGCUCGGUUUUGUGUGUCAGCUGCACAUACACGGGAGAUGUUAGACACGGUUUUGAAUGCUCUGGAUGAAUUGGGUGAUUUUCUACAUCUGAAAUAUUCCCGGUAUUCCAAGGCAUCUCAUCCCGAACUGUAUGAAGAAACUAGGCUUGAACUUGAAGAUUAAGUUUCCACCCAUGAAGAGAACAUUAUGGUGUUAUGAAAGAGGGGGUGAACCCAAAAAUGAAAAAAUAAGAAUGCAUUUCUUCCCUUCAAAGGACAACUUUUUUGUUUCUCAGUUAAUUGAAAGGAGGGGAAGCUCGGGUGUUGCAUUUUAUUGUAUCAAAAUUCUGUAUUCAAGAGACGGAAAUAUUGAUACAGAUUUGCCUCCCCAGGAGAUCUGUCCUUCUUAGGGUAUUUUUGGUGCAGAAUGAAUGCAUCCAUUGAUCGAGUUCCUAACGUACAGCUUUUGUUGUGGCCCCUUUUUAUGAAGAGGCUUCAGAUAGUCUUAAUUGUGACUGAAAUAAUAAAGCUUAAAAACUGAAUGUAUUCCAGUGUAGUAUGGUAAUAUAGCUGAGCUUCAUCAGUGAGAUUGACUUUUAUCUGUUAAAGAGCAUAAAUCAAGACAUUGGCGUGGACUACUACAGAGAAAAGAGCAGAAAGUAACCUCUUUAACUAAGUUGCCCUACCAUGCAUUUCUUCAAGGGCAGAAAGCGUUAGGAGGUGGCUAAUGCUAAGAACAAGAAAAGUAGCCUGAUCAGAGCAUGUAUUUUUGACAGCAGGUUAUGGGAAAGGGAAAAUACCUCCUCCCCUCCACAGACCCUUUCUCAGCCACUUAAGUAAACUAUAAGCUUCAUAAUGUACAUAUUCUUGUCUGUUUUAUGCAUAUCAGGGGUUAUUUUACUUGUCUAGUUGCAGACAUUUUUGAGUGGUUUCUUUUUCAUAUAAUUGAUUAUGUCAUCCAAGGGAUAAGAUGUCCUUGUGCCCUUUUCUACUGCCUGAGUGACAAAUGCUCAAAGAUACUUGAAGGAACUGUUAAAGCCGACAGUUUCCCUGCAAUGCCUGCAGCAGCAUUGUUGUCAGGCUUAUGUGGGCUGAGUUGUCUGAAGGAGAUUGAAGGCUUUUUCCCAUUUUUGCAACGUUGAAAAGCAGUUCUGUAGCUUUAAGAAUUAACUCCAAACCAUUCCACACUAUCAAAUGUCAUUGUAAACACAUCAGAUGAGAGAUGUUUAGCUUUCUGUUGCACAGAUGUACCACACUUUCAAGUUUUCUUGAAAGCUGUGGUGUAAACUUAACCCACAGCUGCAAUAUUAGAUUUAAGAACAGACCAAUUAAAUUGCAGAGUACUAAUUACACUAUAUUACUCCCUGCUUGUUAAAGCAGCUUUCAGGAUAUAACAAGGCUGAUUGGUUAUGAGGGCCCAUUUUUUGUUGGAUUUUUGUUGUUGUUGUUGUUGUGCAAGUUAAUAAAAAUCCAGUGGUGCUAUAACUUUAAGAAUUGA